UAAUUUUUUCUGGUUCGCUCUGCUCAUCCUUGUUUAUAAUCGUGAGUAUUUUUUAGUCGCGUUUUCUACCAACAACCGUGAAAAAUGAUAAGUUACAAGAUAUUCUGCCAAGAUGGAAUAAGAUAGGUGAUAUUAGGAUUACAAUGGCGAUGAGAUACGUGGUGAAAUGAAUUAAAAAAAGUAGACGCCUUCAGCAGUGGAGAAAAAUCCCCCACUGCACCGUUGGUGGAAGCGAUACACGAACCAUUUAAACUGACGCUGAUUACGAGGUGUAAUUUGUCAGCUGGUAUCCUUGUAAUAUGAUAAAGGAAUUGUGCCACGAUUUUUUCAUGCCUGUGUCUACUUCAACUGCUUCCCUGUGGAAAUUUCUUCAUCCAGGACUGACUAGGGACGGGUUUUUCGAGAGUUAUUGUUCAUUUAAUGGAAAUAUCCACGAGAUUUAUUUGACUCAUUUGAGUAAUUUGAAACAAUUUCACAUCUAUUAUUCAAGUCGGGAAAAAAUUGGGUGUAAUAUCUCAGGUUUACACGUUUUCUUGGAAAAGGGUCUGCUUGAUUUUUUCUGUUUAUAUGACAAUAGACAAACCGUAGUGCAUUCCAUCAGAUGA
This is a messenger RNA of Hermetia illucens (black soldier fly), 605 nucleotides long. RefSeq lists its product as uncharacterized. NCBI's taxonomy places the organism in Eukaryota, Metazoa, Arthropoda, Insecta, Diptera, Stratiomyidae. The record is from RefSeq and is a predicted model, not a curated record. The transcript is spliced from 2 exons. The coding region runs from base 300 to 605 and encodes 101 amino acids.